Plasmodium relictum is the source of this 2646-nucleotide messenger RNA. Its product is annotated as conserved Plasmodium protein, unknown function. The coding region runs from base 1 to 2646 and encodes 881 amino acids. The record is from RefSeq and is a predicted model, not a curated record. NCBI's taxonomy places the organism in Eukaryota, Apicomplexa, Aconoidasida, Haemosporida, Plasmodiidae. The transcript has a single exon.
AUGAAAAAUGUUUUAAGAAUAUUUAGAUAUACAUUUAUUCUUAUACAUUUUUUUACAAUAUGUAAUAGCUUAAAAAGAGAAUGUAAAAAUAGAUCGAAUAAAUUAAAUAAUAAUUUUUAUGAAGAAUGCCUACAUAAAUAUAAAAAAGUAAAUGUAAGAAAUUUUUUUUAUAUAGAGAAUAAAAAAAAUAAAUUAAAAAAAAUAUGGGAUAAUUUAACGAAAAGAUAUUUUAGAUACUGUGUAUCCAACACGAAUUCCAUUAACAAAAAUGAAGAUUUAAUUAAAAAAACUUUCAAUAAUUUUAAUAUAAAAAAUGAUUGUGAAAUAAUUAAUAAUGCUAUAAUAAAUAACAGUAGUUUAAUUAAUGAAAAAAUAUUUGCAAAAUUAUUAAAAGAUAAUAACAUUGUAACUAUUAAAUAUAAAGAUAUUAAUGCAAUAAUAAAAAUUAUAAAUGAAUAUUAUACCAAGACAAAACAUUUUUUUUCUGAAGUUAGUAAAUAUGAAAUUAAAAAAGAAGAAAAUAAAAACAUUUUAAUUAUAUAUGUGAAUGAAUUAAUUUUGAAAGAAAAUUCUAUUAAAAUUAAUAUUUAUGAAAUAACAAAAAAAAGAGAUGAGUCUGGAACAUUAAAAAAAAAAGAUGUGCUUGAUCCAAUAGAAAAUGAAAUAGAUACAAAUGAUAAAAAAAUUCUCUUUGAAAGAAGAGAUUUAAUAAAUAAAGAUAUAAUAAAUUAUGAAUUAAAGAGAAAAGAUAAAGCAAAUGAUAAGUUAAAAAAAUUUUUUAAAAAAAAAAUGAACAUAAAAGAAAAUAAUAUUUUUAUGUGGGAUGAACAUAUUUAUAACUUAAUAUUAAAAUCUGGUAUAUUUAAUUAUAUAAAUACAAAAUUGUAUUUUGAUAAAACGUAUAAUAAAAAUAUAUUAGAAAUAAAUCUAAUUGAAAACAAAAAAGUUAUUCUUAUUCCAAGUAUUUCUAAAAGUUUCAAUUCUUUUUUAGAAUUUUGCUUAAAUCUAUCUCUUGUAAAUUUACAUAUGUUUAAGUAUUCAGAUAAAAUGAAAAUGAAAUUUUUUCAAAACUUGAAUUAUAAAAAUAAUAAACAUAAUUAUGAUUUUGUUUAUUUAAAUGAUGUAGUUGAAAUAGAAAAAUUAAAAAACAAUUACCCAACUUUUUUCAUAUACGGUUUCAGUUUGAAUAAAAAUUACAAAAACGAAUUAGAACAUUCUUCUUUAAAUAAAUUUAUGAAUUUUAUAAAUAAUGAAAAUGAAAAUAAAUUAAAUAUAAAUGGUCAGGGAGUAAAAGAAGAUCUUAAUUUUGACUCAAAAUGUUCUGUUUACGUAAGAGAUAUUUAUAAUUAUUUAUAUAAAAAAAAACUAUUCAUCUUUUUUAUUAAAAAAAUUAAUAAUGUUAUUUUUGAAUUAAAAAUGAAAAUAAAAAAAAAUAUACUUCAUAAUUUUUUUUAUUUUUUAAAAUCAGAAAAGAAAAACAAUGUAACCAAUAAUUCUAGUAUAAAAAAUAAAUUAAAAAACAUUUUCUUAUUAAAAUAUUUCAAAUUUUUCAAAGAUGAAAAUUAUAUUUUAUUUAAUAAAUUAUAUAAUAUCUAUAUGUCUAAAUUCAAGUUCUCCUAUUCUUUAGAUAUAUAUAGUCAAAAUUUUUUUGAAAAAUAUAAUUUCUUAAAAAGAUAUUUUAAUGUAAAAAAUAAAAUGGAUUUGAUAUUUUAUUUUAACAGCAAUAAAAACUUUUAUUUGAAAAAUAGUAAUAAUGGAAGUAGUAAUGAUAACAAUGAUGUUCAAAUAAAAUUAUUAUCUUUUUUAAAAAACAUUAAUAAAAAAGGGUACAUUUUAGAUAAAAUAAAUAAUGUUUACUUAAAUUACACUAUUUAUUUUUGUCAAAAUUAUAGAAUAAAAUUAUCAGAUUUUUUUCAUAUGAUACAAAAAAUAAAAAAUAAUAAUAAUAAUAAAAAAGAAAAAACAUUAUCUAAUGUAGAAUCGUUUUAUUAUAUUCCUUUAUAUAUAUGUAAAAUACCACUAAAUAAAAUUCAUCUUUUGUUGAACUUUGAGUUUUCCUUAAAAAAGAAUAUAUGGAAAUAUAUAAAAGAUUAUGAGAAAAAUAAUAAAGAAGAAAAAAAGGAGUAUAACAAUGAAAAUACAUUCAAUGUUCAUAGAAAAAAAAAUGAAGAUAAUUCAAUAAAUAAUAAGGAACAUAUACAGCAUAUAAAGGUAUAUGAUAAUACAUCAAAAAAUGAUUUAAUUUAUGAUAUAAACAAUAUUAAUUUAAAUGCAGGGAAGAAAGAAAAUAUGAAUAAAAUGAAAUUUGCGCUAAAUUAUAAGUUAAUAUUUCCAUUACUAUUUAAUAAUAAUUUUUUAAAUUUGUUAAACAUAAGAUUUUAUUUUUUUAUUAAUUAUAAAAUGACUGAUGAAAAACAAAAUAAAAAGUAUUCAUUAAAUAAAGAUGAACAUUUUAAUUCUUAUGAUUUUUUUAAGUUACAUUACUUAAAAAUAAAAAAAAAAGAUCCCAAUUCCUCUUACGGUUUAGGUGCUCUUUUAUCUAAUAUUAACAUUUUCCUAAGUUUUAAAUUUAAUAAUAAAUUUAUGUUACCUUCUUUUAUUUUACAAUUCAAUCAAGAUCAUUCAAAAUUUAAAUAUUUGUUAUAA